GGUUUAAGUUAGCACGGCAGUUUCUCUCUCUCUCUCGUUCUCUGACAAACUUGUCAAUUGGUCAACGGCUCCUCCAACCCUACGCGUAUCCAGCCGAAAAACAAACAAUAAAGGGAUCAUAAUCGUACGCCGCGGCUCGUCGCACGCAGAUCUAAAAUGCGCCGUGUGCGUAGCUGGACACAUUAGAGCCAAAGGCCAACUGCCUGCCACUCGCGCAGAGACGAGUGCUGGCAUAGCUUUGGUUCAUUCACAUCGAACCCCGCGCCAUUAACCACACUCCACAACAACUAAACUAAAUCAAAUCAUGACCAUUAUAGCUACUCCUACUGCUAUAUAUACCACAUCUCUUAAUUUUAAUUACCACCUUGCCCCUACCCCGAUUUCUAAGUUCCGUACGUCCCUCCCUACAACAACAACAUCAUCGUCGUCGUCGUCGUCGUCGUAUCUUAGUGCUUCUCCUUCCCCUGUUCUCUGUUCCUCCUCUACUCCUUCAGAGCCAGAUAUGGAAAACACCACGGUUGGUCAGAGUCUCUACCCCUUGCACCGUUCUAAAACUAUUCAUCUGGUAAGGCAUGCUCAAGGAGUUCACAAUGUUGCAGGCGAGAAAGAUCACAGUGCAUAUAUGUCUUAUGACUAUUUUGAUGCGCAACUUACUCCUCUUGGCUGGAAUCAGGUUGAUAAUCUCCACAAACAUGUUCAAGCAUGUGGACUUAACAAGAAAGUUGAGCUAGUCAUCGUUUCUCCUUUGUUAAGGACCAUGCAAACAGCAGUUGGGGUGUUUGGUGGUGGAGCCUACGCGGAUGGGAUUGAUGUACCUUCUCUAAUGGCGGCAAAUGUAGGAAACAGUGACCGUUCUGCCAUUACAAGUCUAAAUUGCCCACCAUUUAUAGCAGUAGAGCUUUGCCGAGAACAUUUGGGGGUUCAUCCAUGUGAUAAGAGAAGAAGCAUCAGCGAGUAUCGUCAUCUUUUUCCCGCAAUUGAUUUCUCACUGAUAGAAGAUGAUGAAGAUGUUUUGUGGACGCCCGAUGUUAGAGAGAAAAACGAGCAUGUAGCUGCUAGGGGCUUGCAGUUUUUUAAAUGGUUGUGGACACGUAAGGAGAAGGAGAUUGCAAUUGUAACCCACAGUGGAUAUUUAUACCAUACUUUGAGUGCAUUCGGCAAUGAUUGCCAUCCUACAGUAAAGAGUGAAAUAUGUACACACUUUGCUAAUUGUGAGCUUCGAUCAAUGGUUCUUAUCGAUACAGGUUUGAUAGGUUCUGAUUCUUCAACCACUAAUUAUCCUGGAAAAAUUCCUCGUGGACUUGAUCUGCCAAGUGAUGUUGCAGAAAAGAAGGGUGACACUAAGUAAUGAUAGUAGAAUCUUGGAUUCGAAAUGCCUCGUAAAGAUUUGAUUUGCAGCCUGGGCGGUUUUCAAGUCGGCUGCUAGGUUCAGAGGAGACUUUAAAGAUGUAAACUUUUGGUCAGAUUCUUGGUCAAACAUUUUACUUGACAAUGCUACAUAUACAACUAUUUAUGGCCCCAGUACAGAGGGUUUUUCACUUCAGAGAUUUUUAGAGGUUCAACUGCUUUCAAAAGGGCGUGGAUUAUGCUGUUGGCCAUCAAUAUUUGGUUCCAUUGCUUUUGUUAUUCAUUUAUUGCUUUGGCUGGGGCAUCUGUACUAAUGGCACUAGUGCUUAACCUACACCUUAAGGUCAUGCUGUAUUGGAUUGUAUUAUUUUUUUUUACAAUAUUAUGUUUGGCUUUAAAUUGUAUUAAAAUGUGGCAUUAACUAUUUGUUUUUA
Humulus lupulus (European hop) is the source of this 1781-nucleotide messenger RNA. Its product is annotated as phosphoglycerate mutase-like protein 1. The transcript has 10 exons. The record is from RefSeq and is a predicted model, not a curated record. Gene Ontology annotation, cellular component: cytoplasm. Lineage: Eukaryota; Viridiplantae; Streptophyta; Magnoliopsida; Rosales; Cannabaceae. The coding region runs from base 305 to 1348 and encodes 347 amino acids. Gene Ontology annotation, molecular function: phosphatase activity.